Didymosphaeria variabile is the source of this 789-nucleotide messenger RNA. RefSeq names its product ADP-ribose 1''-phosphate phosphatase (gene POA1). The record is from RefSeq and is a predicted model, not a curated record. Lineage: Eukaryota; Fungi; Ascomycota; Dothideomycetes; Pleosporales; Didymosphaeriaceae. Gene Ontology annotation, biological process: peptidyl-glutamate ADP-deribosylation. The transcript has a single exon. Bases 1 to 789 code for a protein of 262 amino acids.
AUGACGGACGACGCUGACGCUGCCGCACAAACGGACGCGACUGGACAGAUACCUAAUAUCGGCAAGGGCCCCGCUAGAGAAGACUCAAAGACAGUGUCUUCGAGAACGUCUUUUGAGGAUAUCCCGAGCGACAAGACGAGCAACGAGAGAACGUCUCCCAAGGCCGGAGCGAAGGGCAAGGAAAAGGCCAAAGUCACAGACGAUGAGCAACACAACGACAACAGCACCAAAGAUGCCGCGUCCCGCCUCGAAGAGCAUGUAGGCGAUCUGUUUUCAGCACCAGACAACAGCGUGCUCAUUCACGCCUGCAAUACCCAAGGUGUCUGGGGUGCGGGGAUUGCCAAAGAGUUCCACAAGCGCUAUCCCAAGGCCUUCAAGGAGUACGAAAGGCACUGCCUGUCUGCUCACCACCCAAAGCAGAAUCCUGUUCGAGUGGGUACGUGUCUGCUUAUAGGCCCCCGUGAGGUGAAACCUGGUGCACCAAAGCAUUGGAUCGGUUGCUUGUUUACCAGUGCCGGGCAUGGCAGGAAGAAAGAUCCGUCGCCUAUGAUCCUGCAGAACACGGUGCCCGCCUUCAAGGACCUGCUUGACAAGUUGAGUCGCGAGCCGCAACUCACGGAAAUCAGGAUGUGUCAGAUCAAUUCGGUUUUGUUCGAAGUACCUUGGAAAGCUACCAGGAAGGUGUUGCAAAAGGUCUUAGCGGCCGAUGCAGGCCACCGGAAGGUACACGUCUACUCUCUGCCUGCCGCGCCCAAAGGUUCCAUUCGGUCGUUCGUCCGCGAGCACUAG